GUAAUGUGUUCAUUAGGUAUAGUUGCUGUAUCAGUUGGUGAGCCAUACUCACUCAAUGAAAGGAUAGAAUUAUCAUUUAAACUAGUUCACUCAAACUCACUUGUUCUUCUAUGGAGCUUCACUGAUCCCAUUCACCCUCAAUUAUUUUUAGAAGCUCCUGAAGAUAUUUUGUGUUUCAAAUUCAAUCCAAGCAAUCCAAACCUCAUUGUUGGAGGCUGCAUCAACGGACAGGUUGUAAUAUGGGAUAUAACAGACUAUCAGGAGAGACUACAGAUUCAUCGCUCAAUCAAUACAAAAGAGAAAGGACCAGUAAUGAACGCAUUGUUUAAUACUGAGCCAAAGCUUGAUCAUGCUCCUAUUGUCAGUUAUGUUGCUCUUUCAUCAAUUGAUGCUGGACACAGUAAAGGAGUCACUGGGAUUGAGUGGAUACCUGACCAUCUGGAGGUGAGGGAAGGAGGGAAGACAAUUAAUGUUAAUCAAUUUGCAUGUCAAAAAUAG
Molecule: messenger RNA, 498 nt
Organism: Amphimedon queenslandica
Lineage: Eukaryota; Metazoa; Porifera; Demospongiae; Haplosclerida; Niphatidae
Product: WD repeat-containing protein 63-like
Exons: 4
Coding region: 4-498 (164 amino acids)
Biological process (GO): cilium movement involved in cell motility; inner dynein arm assembly
Cellular component (GO): inner dynein arm
Molecular function (GO): dynein light chain binding; dynein heavy chain binding
Source: RefSeq, a predicted model, not a curated record